AUGAUGCCGACGAUGGAGACCUUCACCCUUCUCUUGGCGAUUGUCCUAAUGCUUUACCUUAAUCCUGGAGAUUACAUGUCAUCCUCUGACACCAUCGGAGCCUUUGAACCCUUAAGUAGCACCAACCGAUGCUCCAAUUCAGCGAACCCUAGCAGGAAAGAACGAGGACUCGCUUCUGCAGAUGAUCAGCCCUCGUCGAGCACUGGAAAGUCCUAUAAAUCGAUCGUGGAAAAAAAACGUUCUUUAUCCAAUAAACGAGCAUUCGUCGUGCCGGAUGAUCAACCCUUACCCACUGGCAAAUAUACGAGCGUAGAUGUGCAUGCAGAAGAAAUAGAGCUAGAUCGACUACCACGCAGAAAAGAAUUCGUGGAACCAGAACCUAUCCCUAGCACGAGCAAAGCAUUCUUGGAACCAGAACCCAUCCCUAGCACGAGCAAAGCAUAUGUAGAAUCGAACCCUAUGCCAUCCACAAGCAAAGCAGCUUCCACCGAAGCUCCUUUCGAAUCCCCCUUCGAAGUUCCCACCACGGAUACCACCAGUAGCCGCCAAGACAGAUUCUUCAGAAAAAAACCCAAGGAAUCAAAAGAUUUAAUUCCUAGCUACUUGGACAGCAUAUUAGACAGCGACGUGUUAAACUAUUACGAACAGAAUAUGGGAAGCAUACACAGUGAGGACAUGGAUGUAGAAAAUCUAUUCGACGAGUUGUGUGUACAAACGUACGUCAUGUCCGCACAUCUAAUGGUGCAUGGUGAUGCAAACCAGAAGGAAAGUGCCUAUAUGAGCAUAUGCAGAGAUUGUCACCAUUUCUUCGUGAGUGAUAAGGAGUGCCUAGAUAAUUCGAUUAACAUGUCCAUAAAGAAUGAUAACGAGAAGGAAACAGUCAUCAAAGUGCCCUUGUUAGGCCUGCGGUAUGCGAAAUCAAAUAAGUCAGACCAGUCCUUUCUGGUGAACUUCCCAGUGACGUACAUCCUGUCAAAGCUAACGUCCAGCGUACUCAACAUGGAUUCGUACGAUACAAAGAGCAUGUCAAUAACAUGUGAUAUUUUGAGGAAAAAAUUGGAAAGAGAUAUAAAUGAAAAUUUAGUAAAGUUUCCAAGCGAUAUGGGUAUUUUCUCGGACUACAUUUUAUCGUAUAAGAAAAAUUUUAAAAAUGAAAUGAGUAACAACAUAAAGGACCUGUCGGACCCACUGCACAGUUGUAAAGAGUUGUUGAGGUCAUUUGAAAAUAUGGAGAUAUUAACUACUUCCUUGCUGAACAAGUCAGGCACAAAAUAUGCGGAACAUCGAGCUAGCCAAAAAAAAAUGGAAAGUUUUGUUUUCUCCAUUUUCAAUUUCAAUUACAGAGAAUAUGAUAUAAAUGUUCAUAUUAAACUAAUAUACGAUUUUUCCCACAUAAUUUAUGGCAUCAUAGAAAGGGUUAAAAAAGUCUACAAUAACGAUAUCAAAUUUUUAUUUUUAAAAGAUUUGGAGACCCCUGAGUUCUUUUUCUUAAGAAAUAAUUUGAACAUAAAAAACAUUUGCUCCAUAAAUAUAAUUGCCACAAUUUCUUGGUUUUUCAAUCAAGUGAAUAUGGGACUAUAUAACAAGAACAAAACGGUUCCGUAUUUAUUUAUGAAAAAAUUCUCAUAUAAAAAUAUUGAGAAAAUAGUCAAAAUGGAAAGCAUCCAGAAGAAUGUGCCAAAAGAGUACAUCACGGAUUUGUGCAUUAAUACCAUGGCAGAGAUGGUCGAUAUGGUCGGUUCGGCUUUGAUUGCUUACCAAAAUGACAAUUUAUCAGAACUUGAUGAAGAAAUUGAUGCGGCGGAACAUGCACGAGACACAUCGUCAGGUAGAGACACCCCCAGAGCGCAAAGUCCAGUGUCAUCGUCCGGUGGAGACACCCCCAGGGCGCAAAGUCCAGUGUCAUCGUCCGGUGGAGACACCCCCAGAGCGCAAAGUCCAGUGUCAUAUAUAUCUCUAUUAUUAUCAUCCCCAUUGGGACACAUACCCUACUCCUUUUCACCGGACCCAGCUGUUCCUGCAUCACCACCUCCACCUCAAACUAGGAAAGCGGUAACCCCAAAAUUUACCUUCUCCAACAUAAUUAAAUACGCAGAGAUGUCCCUUCUAAAGGAAAGGCUAAAUGUACUUCUCGUAGAAGAUACGUCAGACGGUGGCAGCAGCAACGAAUCCCAAAAAGAUAUACAGACCUUACAGAAGAACUUUUGGGCCAGGGAAAAUUUUAUUUGUUUAAUGAAAAUUUUCUCAAGCAAAAUGAAUUUUCACCUUUCUGGAUUGCAAAAAUCCUUCCUACAAAAGCUUACACUUGAGAAUUAUAAAUCGUACGCAAUUUUAAAUAGACCCCUUGAUGAUAGAAAUCAUAUGUACUUUUGCAGCUUGCCCGGGGAGUACUUGAUUCACAAAAUAUUUUCUUCAAAAAAAAAGGAUCUCCUCACUUGGUUGAAAGAAAAGGAAAACGUCAGCUUCGUAAUUGCACACCCAGAUGAUGAAAUUAUGUUUUUUUUUCCAACCAUAAAAUUAUUAUUUGAAAAGAAAAAAAAAGAAGAGAUUUUCCUUCUCUCUCUAACAAAUGGGGAUUUCUAUAGCCAGGGGAAAAUCCGAGAAAAGGAAUUGUACCAUGUUUGGUCCUACCUAGGGGGGGUCAAAAACAACUGCAAAGUUAUGAAUGAUCCGGAUGUGCAAGACGGUUCGGCCCUCUGGAAUGACCAACACCUUGCAGACAUCCUAGCAGACUACUGCACACGGUGUAACAUAAGCAACAAGAGAUUUCUGACGUUUCGGUUGAUGUACCUCUACAGGUCCCAGUUCGUGUACUACCGCAUUCUGUUUUGCCUUUUCUCUCAGUACGCCUACUUCAACGCCUUCGACUUGAUCAGCUAA
Messenger RNA from Plasmodium vivax (malaria parasite P. vivax), 2880 nucleotides. RefSeq lists its product as hypothetical. Bases 1 to 2880 code for a protein of 959 amino acids. Gene Ontology annotation, biological process: GPI anchor biosynthetic process. The transcript has 24 exons. The record is from RefSeq and is a predicted model, not a curated record. Gene Ontology annotation, cellular component: endoplasmic reticulum. Gene Ontology annotation, molecular function: N-acetylglucosaminylphosphatidylinositol deacetylase activity. NCBI's taxonomy places the organism in Eukaryota, Apicomplexa, Aconoidasida, Haemosporida, Plasmodiidae.